GCAUUAUCCUCUUCGUGACCGGACUAUAGCAGCAUCUCUCCCAGCUAGCCUUUUCUGUCCAGCUUGGGUCCAGUGGGUUUCGCUGAUUCCCCAGUACUGCUAAGUUGUAUCUCCUCAUUUCCGUUGUUAUUUGACUUGUCUUCCCGGUUUCCCACAUUGUUCGAACGUUCCAUGUACCUAUAAAAAUUUUUGCUCUGGUUGUUAGAAGGGGCAUCGGCCUCGUGGCUUCCGAAGGAACUCGGCUUUCACCAUGAAGCGUCAUAAUUCUUCUAAAGGAAGACCUUCUAACUCCCAGGGCAGAGUUAAAAUGGUUUGGAUUAUUUUUUCUGGUAAGCGUUUUUAGCGAGUUAGUUUUCUACGGGAUGGGGACGCUAACCCCAUGCCCAACCCUCCUCCUUUACCCGGGCUUGGGACCGGCAGUAACUCUGGAAGAGCUAUAGGCGGAGUUGUCUUUCACUAUGAUUAGUAUUAUUCUCUGUCUAUUUUGUAACAUCCAAGUCACGCAUGUUAGUCUCUGUAUUCUAUAAUCACCUUCAAAAAGUAUUCUUUUUCACCAAUUUCAGCAUGAGUAUCUAAGCCUUAUCGUUGUAAUAAGUUAAAUAUGACUCAGAACCGCAUAUAUAGACCACUUGUGCCUGCUAACCGAGUUCAAACUACUACUAUUAUUGCUAUUCAUCACCAUAAUUUCAAAAUUAUUUAGAUUUAUUAAGCAGUUGUACAGCGAAUGUGACAAAUUUAAUAUUCUCCAACCUUUUGAAUUACGAGUAGCCUUAAUUCCUUAAUCCAAAUAGUAAUAUGCAAAUUAAUUAAACAAACUCUACUGAUAAACUAAUCUUCAUCAAUGAAAUAUUCCGCUAGUUUAAAUCUAAAAAUUGUCCCAUAUACACUAAUAAAGUGUAUUACUCCCUGAUACCAGCCUUCAUUCGAUUCACAUAGUAUACAUAGUAAACACUUUAUAGUUUGCCUUGUAACAUUUCUUUACAUUUGUCCGUACUGUAUUUCUUGCAGUAAAACUGCAAUUAAAUGUCAGUGAAAAUCUGAUAUUUUGUCUCUUUUCUCCUCUUUUAAUGUUAUGUUUUCCGAGGAUGUUAUCUUUGUCGUGUAACCUAUGUUAGAACAGGAGAACCGGAAAUAGGCUCUUCUUAUAAACCUGUAUUUAAAGUUGUCUAUUAUCGUGGUAUACGUUUUCAUGUUUCAUCAAAUCAAAUCAGCAUGUUCACUGCGCCAUUAGAUCCAUCUUCAAUUGUGGCAGUUUUAAGUAAAUCACAUCAGUCCUUGUCAUCAUCUGUGGAUGUCAGUUUAGUUGGAAAUAAUAACAAUAAUAAUUCCAAUUCCGAAGCAGUUAUGAAAACAGCUGUUUCUGGUACAUUAUUGAAGGGAACGUAUGAAUGGUAUGAUCAUGAUUCUAUUGUGUGCACUUUACAUCAAUUUUCCGAUAAACAAAAUCGACCCCCAAUAAGGAGACGCCAACACUUGGGUCCUGUUGUUCCACAGUUAACAGUUACUUUCACAAUA
Molecule: messenger RNA, 1515 nt
Organism: Schistosoma haematobium
Lineage: Eukaryota; Metazoa; Platyhelminthes; Trematoda; Strigeidida; Schistosomatidae
Product: F-box only protein 9
Exons: 2
Source: RefSeq, a predicted model, not a curated record